AUGUCUUUGUCACUCAAAUCACUUGUCCAAAACUCCAAGCUUCUCUCUGGAUUCUUGAAGCCUGUUUCCAAAGCAUAUGCCGGUGCUGCUGGUUACAGACAAAUUGGUCUUAAAUAUGACGAUUUGAUUUCUGAAGAGAGUGAACUCGUACAAGAAGCUCUUCGUCGUCUUGAAAUUGCUGAACCUCGUACUGCUUACGAUCGUGCUUAUCGUAUCCGUGUUGCUCAACAAUGCUCUUUGAGCCAUCAACUUUUACCCAAGGAGAAGUGGGUUACUCAAAGCCAAGAUAACAGAUAUCUUCAACCCUAUAUUGAUGAAGUUGCUGCCGAGCAAGCUGAACGUGACGCAUUUGAUAACAUCAAGGUCGCUGCUCGCCAUUAG
Mucor velutinosus is the source of this 381-nucleotide messenger RNA. RefSeq names its product Fn3_like domain-containing protein. Gene Ontology annotation, biological process: mitochondrial electron transport, ubiquinol to cytochrome c. Lineage: Eukaryota; Fungi; Mucoromycota; Mucoromycetes; Mucorales; Mucoraceae. The record is from RefSeq and is a predicted model, not a curated record. The transcript is spliced from 3 exons. Bases 1 to 381 code for a protein of 126 amino acids.